Helobdella robusta is the source of this 1020-nucleotide messenger RNA. RefSeq lists its product as hypothetical. The coding region runs from base 1 to 1020 and encodes 339 amino acids. Lineage: Eukaryota; Metazoa; Annelida; Clitellata; Rhynchobdellida; Glossiphoniidae. The record is from RefSeq and is a predicted model, not a curated record. Gene Ontology annotation, molecular function: protein binding. The transcript is spliced from 11 exons.
AUGGCUAAGACAAUUAUUUCCGCCAAAUAUCCACCACUAAUUGAUCCCACUCGAGCUACGCUCGCUUUUGGCCGAAAAGCUCUGCCUGUCCUUAAAAGAGAUUUAGAAAGUCCCGUUUUACUGUUAAAGCAACGAUCAAUGAUGUCACUGAGUGAUUAUUUGCACGAUCCUGAGCACAUUGCUGAAGCUUUGAGACAAGGUUUCAUUGACUUGCUGUUGAGUUUGAUGCAUGACAGCGACUCCGUAAUCAGACAUAAAUGUGCUGAAUGUUUCUAUUUGUUUGCGAACCAUUCCAUAGGCAGACAAGCGCUGGUGGAAAAUCAUUCAAUUCCAUAUCUCGUCUAUUUGCUCGAUGACGAAAAAGAUAUUGUUCGAUUAACCGUCUACAAAGCCAUCGAGAUGUUAUCCAAAACGCUUGCUGGCAUCGCGAUACUGGAAGCAAAUUUAGUGAAACUGUUGUUGAACAAGAUGCUUUUGGAACCAGAUGAGAUGAAGUACUACAUACUGGAUACGCUUCAUUUCUGUUUCAAGAUUAAUGUUCAGGAAGGUCUGGACAACCAGGGUAUGAAUAUUUUCAACGACUACCUUCAUAAUCAUGAUCAAGAAAUCAGGUGGAGAGGUGCAAGGAACAUUGCUGAUUUAUGCCAGGUGCUAGAAGGAAAGAAUCAGGCAAUUGAAAUAAUGUGCGUGUAUCCACUCAUCGGCAUGCUUUCAGAAAGCAAUGAAAACAUUAAAGUCAACGCCACAUAUGCUCUUAUGAUGAUAGCAAUAACGACAAAAGGCAAGUAUACGGUCCUCGAGGCUCAAGCCAUUCCUCCUUUGAUCAGAUUACUACAAGACAAGAGCUCUCAAGUUAGAGUGAACAGUUUGAAGACAAUAACAUGCCUGGCCGAAUCACCAGAAGGCAGGCAAGUUUUGUUGGACCACGUUCCUCAGAUAAAGGAAUUACAAUGUGAUGCCCUUCCCAGCAUAUCAAGGGCCGCCACGAUUGCCAUCAACAAAAUUCUGUGGAAGCCUUGA